GCUGUUCUGUGUGCUAGUCCCGUGCAUUCCCAUGAAGUGCAAUGUCUCGCUCUCAAAGAAGUGUGGUCAAUGACAGAAAUCCACCUUCCCAACGAUCGUAUGACAGACCAACAAGAGACCGGCCCAGCCCCAAUGGGCAACCAAAUGGAGAAAGGAGAGACAGAAGAUCCCAUGACAGAUUGUCUUCACAGGCACCAGUAAGAGGUCAGCAUUCACGACCACCCACUGUCAUAUCUGACCAUCAUUCAAGACACAGUAAAGGAUCUUUUGUACAACAGAGUCCUCCCAGUAGCAGACACAUCAAAGAGAAGCAGACCUUCUCAGAAAAGUGCACCAAUCUAUGCUCAAGGCGAGGGGUCCUGCAAUUUGUGGAAAUAACAGCAGGGGUCUUGGUGCUGAUCUGCGUGGUUGCUUCAUAUGCAGUUCUAAGCGGCUACACUUCUGCAGCUGGUUUUGGCUCAUUUUCCAUUAAUUCGGCUUACAGUCCAUUUGAAGGCACAGAACUGCAGCAAGUGAGAGAUGUGGAUCGGCAGUAUAGUCAACUCAGAGCACCUGGAGUAUAUGCAGGAGUUGCCUUCAGCUUGUCCUUUUGUGCCUUAACAAUAGUCUUCCUGAUUCUUGGAUCCAAACCCAUUCACAGGGUCUCCAUAAAAUUACUUUUUGUAGAAAUUAUAUUUGAUGUUAUGGGUUGUUUGGGAUACAUUGUUGCAGUUGGUUUAUACCUGUACUUCAUCAAAAAAGUAAAUGCUACCGACGUUUGUAAAACUAGGGAGCGCCUGUACGCAGGCCGUGGUUAUACCUGGAUGAACUGUGAAGUGCAAGGAGGGGACGCUGCUGUGGCAAUAUUUGGGCUUAUUGCUGCAUGUGUGUAUCUUCCAAGUGCCAUCUUGUGUGCACUGUAUAUCAGAACAGUACGUGAAUUCAGAAAGAACUACUUGUCCCAUGAAUAUGUACCUACCUCACCCAAUAACAACCAACAAAGACUGCACAGAUCCAGAGAGGACAGCCUUAACUUCCUCCCCAGUACAUUAGUAUAG
This is a messenger RNA of Hyla sarda, 1037 nucleotides long. Its product is annotated as MARVEL domain-containing protein 3-like. The record is from RefSeq and is a predicted model, not a curated record. Bases 42 to 1037 code for a protein of 331 amino acids. Lineage: Eukaryota; Metazoa; Chordata; Amphibia; Anura; Hylidae. Gene Ontology annotation, cellular component: membrane. The transcript has 3 exons.